Venustampulla echinocandica is the source of this 1317-nucleotide messenger RNA. RefSeq lists its product as uncharacterized. Gene Ontology annotation, cellular component: nucleus; cyclin/CDK positive transcription elongation factor complex. The record is from RefSeq and is a predicted model, not a curated record. Lineage: Eukaryota; Fungi; Ascomycota; Leotiomycetes; Helotiales; Pleuroascaceae. Gene Ontology annotation, biological process: regulation of transcription by RNA polymerase II; positive regulation of DNA-templated transcription, elongation. The transcript has 3 exons. Gene Ontology annotation, molecular function: cyclin-dependent protein serine/threonine kinase activator activity. Bases 1 to 1317 code for a protein of 438 amino acids.
AUGUCCGGCUUCUCAUCUAUAUAUCAAUACGCAUACUGCCCCGAGUCCCAGAUGGCUCCAGCAAAUCGCCCGGAGGCGGCACCUCCCAGCUCAGCAGUGACUGGCCCACAUCCGUCCUACAUCCAAGUCGCAAAGCCGUACGUUUUCCAGCAGCAACUCCAGGGUCGAUUGGUAGCAAUCGGGGCAAACCCGACGCGCGAGGAUACCUUCCGGCUUCAGGGUGUGCAAUGGAUCAACGAUGUGCGCAUAGCGUUACAGUUACCUGUUCGAACAUUUUGCACGGCUUGUGUAUAUUACCAUAAGUUCCGCCUCGUCCAUAAAGACAACGAGUACCAGUUUUAUGAUGCGGCGGCUGCCGCGUUACUCACGGCAUGCAAAAUUGAAGAUACGUUGAAGAAGUCGAGGGAUAUUCUCUGUGCGGCACAUAACCUCAAGGUUAGCGUUGCUGAGCACCUAAGUCCGGAUGAUAACACAUUCGAAACACCCUCUAAAAUAGUUAUUGGCCUUGAACGUCUUAUGCUUGAGGCUUCAGCGUUCGAUUUCCGCGCCCGAUACCCACACAAACACCUCAUCAAGCUCGCGAAGGAAGCCAAAGUCGAUAGCGAUGUGGCAAAGAUGGCCUACGAUAUUAUGCUCGAUCUCUACAGAACAUUUGCUCCUCUCAAGCAGAGUUGCGCCGCAAUGUCAUUUGCUUGUAUCGAACUCGCCAUCCUACUCCUAGAAAAGCAACUAGAUGCUGUCCGCGGACCACGGGCACCAAGAUACAGAAAGUGGCACACCACGCGAGCAGAGGUUAUCGAGACGGUUCUAGACCUCUUGGAGCACUACACGCAUUUUCAGAAAGCUUCCAUCGUUGGGCCCUCAUAUCCGAUUGAUAAGUUCAUUAACAUCCGAAUCAAGAUCAAUCAAGAAAUGGAACAGGCGGCCCCCUUAAGUCGCUAUACCGAAUUUCACGAAGGGUCGAAAUCUAACGGCGUCAAAUCGAAUAUCAAAACGCCCAAGACACCCAUUACCCCCGCUAGUCCAUCAGAACUUCGUACCAACGGCAGAGACGGUGCCUCCCCAGCAACACUCAGCCCGCGCUCUUCAGGCUCGGGCCGAAAAGGCAUGGGGGCACGUGGCCAAGAUGGCACUGUCCGGUUCAUGCUGGAUGCUGAGAAAGCUAAGCAAGAAAAGGAUACGGUGGCAGAGUACUUCAAGGUCGAAUACGAGGAGUAUGAGGUGGAAGUUGAGGAGCCUAUCAAGAGGGAGGAAAGGGGGAACUAUCGCGACAGAAAUGGGCGUGAUAACGGGUAUUAUAAGAAAGUCCGCAGGUGA